UUACGUAAGGAGCGAGUCCCGCGCGUCCGGCCGGGGCUCGGAGGCUGGGCGGGCGGAGGCGGCGCCGCCCUGCGGGAUCCGGGCUGGAAGCCUCUCGGAGCGCUGCCUCCAGCUGAGGGGCGGCCGGCGAGUCCCAGCGCGAGCUGAGGGUGCCAGAGAUAGGGGCCAAGAAACAAAGUUUCCGGGGCUCCCUCCGGGGCCGCUGUCUGGGCUGCCCGUUUGGCCGCCCCCCUCCUCGCGAAGGCAAUGGCUUCCAAACUCCUGCGCGCGGUCAUCCUCGGGCCGCCCGGCUCGGGCAAGGGCACCGUGUGCCAGAGGAUCGCCCAGAACUUUGGCCUCCAGCAUCUCUCCAGCGGCCACUUCUUGCGCGAGAACAUCAAGGCCAACACCGAAGUUGGUGACAUGGCAAAGCAGUACAUAGAGAAAGGUCUUUUGGUUCCAGAUCAUGUGAUCACACGCCUCAUGAUGUCGGAGUUGGAGAAUAGGCGCAGCCAGCCCUGGCUACUAGACGGUUUUCCUAGGACAUUAGGGCAAGCUGAAGCCCUGGACAAAAUCUGUGACCUGGACCUAGUGAUCAUUUUGAACAUUCCAUUUGAAACACUUAAAGAUCGUCUCAGCCGACGUUGGAUUCACCCUCCUAGCGGAAGGGUGUAUAACCCGGACUUCAAUCCACCUCAUGUACAUGGGAUUGAUGACAUCACUGGAGAACCAUUAGUCCAGCAGGAGGACGAUAAACCCGAAGCAGUUGCUGCCAGGCUAAGACAGUACAAGGAUGUGGCAAAGCCAGUCAUUGAAUUAUACAAGAGCCGAGGAGUGCUCCACCAAUUUUCUGGGACGGAGACUAACAAAAUCUGGCCCUAUGUUUACACGCUUUUCUCGAACAAGAUCACACCUAUUCAGUCCAAAGAAGCAUACUGACACUGCCCAAUGGAAGAAUCAGGAAGAUGUGGUCAUUCAUUCAAUCGUGUGUGUAGUAUUGGUGCUGUGUCCAAAUUAGAAGCUAGCUGAGAUAGCCUGCAGCAUCUUUUCUAGUUUAAACGGUGAACUGAUAGGAAAACUAACGAGUAGAAAGAAUUCUGAAGAGGCCCUCCUCUGUCUUUCAAAAGAAUGGUCACCUACCUAUGUUUAAGGUGUCUCUGCACAUGUUUUAAGCCUCUCACAGGGAAGCAAGUAUAGGCUGGAUUUGAAAUGAUACAUAACCAGAGCUCUAGCUGAUUUCUGAUAGCCAUGUUGUUGCUACAGUAGUCUUUCUGCACGCUAUGGUGGUGGUCUCUGGUUCUCCCCAGCCCCCCAAAGACUGUUGAACUAUAGUAAGUCUGAGAAUGGCAAGGGCGCUAGUCCAGGCUUUCUCUGGUGUGUGCCCUCCUGGUGACAAUGAAAUUGAAGUUAAUUGCUCUCAGUGGUUGUUUCUCUGGUCUUGAGUGACUAUGUCCACAAUUCAUUUUUUUCUGGUAGGACUGACUCCUUUUCUGCAUCCAUGCUCCAUAUAGAAUCUCCUUUUCAGACAUCCUUGGAUGAGAGGAUUUAGCUUCUAUUUUUUAAAGACUACAUAUUUUUUGCAUUUGUUGUCUCUCUUCCUAGGCUAUUAAGUAUAGGCUAUUAAAUAAUACAGAUAGUUAUUGCUGUUAUCCCUCUCAAAUUCUUCUAAGAAUGGAGAGUGAAGGAACUGUAUUGAAUCUCUUCACUUACCAGGAAUUGAGCUAUGCAGAGGGUCUUACUUAAACUUGCUUGUCUGACUCUCAUAAAUUGACCCCGCUUCUUUCUUUUAUUAUGAAAAAAUUAAACCCCUAAAAGUCUUUUGGGGACCCCCUAAAGUCUUUUGGGAAUCCUCAAAAAGAAAAACCGUGGAAAAUAUUUACCUACAUAAAUGUUGAAAGACUAUAUCUUAUAUAUAGAAGUAAUAAGACCAUAUGGAAUUACUGGACUAAUAGAAUAAAUAGUUAAGCUUUUUAUUCAAGACAACAAAAUGUAUUUUAAAAAUGCUGCUAACUAUCGAUGCUGACAGUGUUUUUCUCCUGCGAGUGGCCCAAGCAUAUUAUAAAUAGUUGUUACAGAGAACAGAGCCUGUGCAGUUGAGCAAAAUGUUGCACUAGCUUGUGCCUAGACUAGGUAUGACAGCUUUAGGAUUAUGGGGAAAUAAAAUCUUUAAUUUUUUUUUUCUGUUCCAAAGAUGCAUUCUGUGGGGUGGCCAUAAAGUCUAGAAUUAGAUACUAAUAUUUUGUCAUUCAUCGUAAUGGAAUAUCAAUAAGCCAUUUGUUAAAA
Propithecus coquereli (Coquerel's sifaka) is the source of this 2262-nucleotide messenger RNA. RefSeq names its product adenylate kinase 4 (gene AK4). The transcript is spliced from 6 exons. NCBI's taxonomy places the organism in Eukaryota, Metazoa, Chordata, Mammalia, Primates, Indriidae. Gene Ontology annotation, cellular component: mitochondrion; cytoplasm. The record is from RefSeq and is a predicted model, not a curated record. Gene Ontology annotation, molecular function: nucleoside diphosphate kinase activity; ATP binding; AMP kinase activity. Gene Ontology annotation, biological process: nucleobase-containing compound metabolic process. The coding region runs from base 247 to 918 and encodes 223 amino acids.